UACAACAUCAGUGUGAUGCGAUGCAGUCAGUCGCACACACAGAAAGACAGACAGACAGCCUCACAGGUCCACACCACCAUAUUCGUCGUCUUGGACAGUGCUGUGCUGUGCCUGCCUCACUCCGAAGCCUCAGGAGGGGGAGGGGGAAGAGUUGCUGCCCUUGUGGAUGCUGCUUUGAAUGUGUCCUGCAACACUCGCGGACCGCUGAUGCACUACGGAAGCACUGAUUUGGCUGUAGUGAAGCCGGAACGGGGGGAGUGAAUGGGCGAAUCAUCGCGUAUGUAGCGCGGUAGAGGACUUGCUCUGUCGGCGCGAUUCUGUUCAUGAAGCGAGUGUUAGGGUUUUGUUACGGUCGCACUUUGGAGCAGUGGAUUGGUUCAGUGGACAUCAUUGUGGUGUCUUGGGAAGGCUCCCUGUUGCUACGUCGCUGCUUCCUCCAUUGAUCUACCUCUUUUCUCUGGAGGGCUUUGGAUGAUGUCGUGAUAUUUGCAUCGAUUUAUAGGACUGAAGCAUGGAGGGGAGUAAUAUUUACGACCGUGCCUUGUGGGUGGCACUGGCCAUAUCUGCUGGUGUCGCAGCUGGAACAGCGGCAGCAGUUACAGCCAGUGCAUUUCCAUAUGCAUUCGGUGCUGCCUUUACCGCUUUAAAGUCCAAGAGGAAGAAGGAGUCACGGGAGCAUCGUUAUCGAUACAAAUCUGAUAAAUCGAAGAGGUCGUCCAGUAAACCAAAGGAUGAACAGGCUUACAGGAAUGCUGUACGACACUGCUUAUUGGAAUGGAAGGACAUCGAUGUUUCCCUUGACAACUUUCCGUAUUUUCUAAAUGAGAGCACAAAAGCUGCAUUACUGGAUUCCAUGUAUGUCUUUCUAAAGAGGCCGGAAUUCUGUAAACACCUAAAUGAAUUGGGGAGUGUGAGCCCACGCAUCUUGUUAAGUGGUCCUCUCGGUUCUGAGAUUUACCAGGAGACGUUGAUAAAGGGUUUAGCACAGCAUUUGCAAGUCAAUCUUCUUGUAUUUGACAGCACACGGAUUUUCUUGGAGGUGCACUCUUCUCCCUCUGUUCCCUGUGCAAGUGAAGCAGUCUCUUCUGUUGUGGAGUGGGUAACCGACGCUUCCACAGCUGCAAAUCAGCAUUCUACGGAUGCCCCUACAAUACAAGUAUUGGACGGUGUAAAUGGCGAUGCUAAAGAUGCGACUAGUGCGCAUACUCGACCCGCAAUAUAUGAUGCAAGGUCAUCAGAAACCUCUUCCGAAAUCGUGAGGGCAACACCGUCUACUGGAUCUGAGGGUAGUGGUUUAGGACCAUUGGUCCAGUUACGUACGAAAACUAAGGGAGACCCUAACGUGGAUGCAAAGACUCUAGCGAAUGCUGUAGCAGCCGCUGCUGCCGCUUCGGCUACCUCUGUUGAGUCUCGUCGGUCGCUUAAGAAGGGUGAUCGAGUGAAGUAUAUUGGAGCUUCGAGUUCAGGUUUGUCUGGAGGUCUUGCUCUGAUUAGCCAUACUCCCACGUCUGGUAGGGGACCUUCAAUUGGAUUGAAAGGUCGGGUUCUCUUGGUGCUGGAAGACAAUCCCAACAAAGUUGGGGUACGGUUUGACAAGGCUGUGUACGGUGGCAAUAAUUUGGUUGAUCUAUGUGAAGAUGGCCAUGGAUAUUUUUGCAAUGUGUCGGAGCUUAGGUUGGAGCCUCCUGGAGAAGAUGUUGACAAGUUAAUAUUGGAGUCUCUUUUUGAUGUUCUGAAGACAGAAUCUCAGAAGGAACCGCUGAUCCUAUUUAUACGAAAUGUUGAGAAGUCUAUUAUGGGAAACUUUGAGCGAUAUAUUAAACUUGAAACUUUAAAAGAUUUACGGUUGGUGGUCAUUGGGUCACAUACAAGUGAUCAACAAAAGGAGAAGGGUAGUGCGAGUUCUUCAACUUUCACAAAAGUUGGGAAUAAUGUGACUGCCCUUUUGGAUCUCUCCUUUUUGGAUCAUUUGGCUUCCCGCAUGGAGGACCAUAAAGGUGACGGUUCAAAGGCUUCAAAACUGCUUGUAAAGCUUUUUCCCACUAAGAUUCAUCUGCAGCAACCUCAAGAGGAAGCUUUAUUGACGGAUUGGAAUAGGCAGUUAGAACUUGAUACGGAGAAGUUGAAAGCAGAAGCGAACAGACAGCAACUUCGCAUGGUUAUGGGAGCUUCAAACGUAGAAUGUGAUGAUCUUGAAAGCAUUGAUAUUCGAACUCACAUUCUCACUAAAGAAAUGUUGGAGAAGGUUGUGGGGUGGGGUAUUAGUCACCACUUACAGAAGCAGUCUGGGCUUGUUUCUCGUAAUAAUAAACUUGUCAUUGAUGCACAAAGUUUGCAGCACAGCUUAACAGAACUGCAGUCCGUGCAGCGGAGUCCUGCUCGGAAGAAGAGUCUAAAGGAUGUUGUCACUGACAAUGAGUUUGAGAAGAUGCUCUUGCCGGAAGUCAUCCCUCCUGAUGAGCUUGGAGUAACAUUCGAUCAUAUUGGUGCCCUGGACAAUGUGAAAGAAACCUUGCGUGAGUUGGUAAUGCUUCCGUUGCAGCGCCCGGAGCUUUUUGUCAAAGGCCAGUUGACGAAGCCAUGCAGAGGCCUUUUGCUAUUUGGACCACCAGGUACAGGGAAGACUAUGUUAGCUAAGGCUGUUGCAACUGAAGCAGGGGCUAACUUCAUAAACAUUUCCAUGUCUACCAUUGCUUCCAAGUGGUUCGGAGAAGCUGAGAAGUAUGUGAAAGCAGUUUUUACAUUGGCUAGCAAGAUUUCACCUAGUGUAAUUUUUAUUGAUGAGGUGGACAGUAUGCUUGGGCGGCGUGGGAAAGAUACUGAACACUCGGCUAUGCGUAAGUUGAAGAACGAGUUUAUGGCUAGCUGGGAUGGUUUGCGUACCAGAGAAAGGGAGCGCGUGCUCGUUUUAGCAGCGACCAAUCGACCAUUUGACCUUGAUGAAGCUGUUAUCCGGAGGUUUCCUCGCAGGUUAAUGAUAGAUUUGCCAGAUGCAGAUCAACGCGCCAAAAUUAUGAAGGUUAUCUUGGCAGAGGAAGAUUUGGCACCAGAUUUCUGUGUAGAGGAGUUGGCUGCUGCUACUGACGGAUACUCAGGCAGUGACUUGAAGAGUUUAUGUACAACUGCUGCAUACAGGAGGAUACGGGAAUUACUAGAUCAAGAAAAGAAGGAUAAAGAGAGAGCCAAGGCAACAGGCGUUGAUCCUCCUCAAGUUGAAGCUGGAGUCACUCCUUACAUUCGUCCCUUGACCAUGGCUGACAUGCGUCAGGCUAUGGAGAAGGUAAGGUCUAGUGUAGCUUCAGAUGCUGGGAGCAUGAUGGAGCUUCAGCAAUGGAACGAGCAAUAUGGAGAGGGUGGAACGCGCAAAAGGACCACUUUAAGUUAUUACAUGUAAUAUUUCUGUUUAUUUUCGGGCACUUCACAGCCCUUCCUUUCAAGCGAGCACAGCAGGCAAGAGCAUUCAGGAACACUGUCACUUUCAGACUUGCCAGGUCAUCGUGUGUAAAGCACCACGUCCUAACACCGCUCUUUCAGAAGCUUCGCAUUGGAAUUGUAAACAGAACUCCAAUUAAUGAGUCUGAAGGGUACAGCACAUGAUCUUUUUGUGCCCAGUUGUCGGAGGUUGUCAGGUGUGUCACCUCUUGACAAAGUUGCCGCUUUGAUCUAUUUGUCCAUCGCCUAGGUGGUGCGAGGAAGCAGUUACUAGAUCAUCAAAACAUUCAAACGCAAGUUUUACUACUUGUAUUCCGUGACAUGCAAUCAAUGACGUAUCUGGUUGAAAACCGUUCUUGGCAA
This is a messenger RNA of Physcomitrium patens, 3795 nucleotides long. Lineage: Eukaryota; Viridiplantae; Streptophyta; Bryopsida; Funariales; Funariaceae. The record is from RefSeq and is a predicted model, not a curated record.